AAUGAAUAUAUAUAUAUAUAUGUUUGUGUCUGUCUCUCUAUUUCAGAUAUGAUCAAUAUGUUAAAACUGUCUUUCCAACCUACUUGCUGCUGCUGGUUAUUCACAGCGGGUGACGUGGUCGCUGCCCUCGCAAUAGCGGAUAAAGAAAGCAACCGUAUCUUUAUCUUUGAUGGGAAAGGCAAGAGUGAGCCAUUACACAUUGUUGACAAGUUACACAACAAGCCUGUCCACCUGAUCUCUUACAACUCGCAGUUUGAUGUGGUGGUCUCCUCAGACGAGAGUGGAAUGCUGGAGUAUUGGACCGGUCCUAAACGUGACUACGGCUUCCCAAAGAACAUCAGCUGGUUGUACAAAACAGACACUGAUCUCUAUGACUUCAUUAAGUAUAAAUCAAUUCCUACCCACCUGUCUUUCUCCCCCAAUGGUUUGUUAAUGGCUGCAGUCUCCACUGACAGAAAGGUUCGAAUCUUCAAGUUUCUCACAGGUAAACUCUCCAAAGUGUUUGACGAGUCCCUGGAACGAGUCACGGCUGUUCAACAGAUCAAGCAACAACUUCCCAACAUGGAAUUCGGCCGACGUAUGGCCGUGGAACGAGAUUUAGAGAAGUCGACCUCUUUCAGGAAUUGCAACAUUGUUUUUGACGAAACUGGUUACUUUGUCCUCUACAGCUCUAUGCUGGGUGUGAAAGUGGUCAACCUCUAUACCAACCAAUGUAUGCGAAUCCUUGGAAAGCCAGAGAAUGCUCGGCUGCUGCAGAUCGACUUGUUGCAGGGUUCCGGUAAGCGCCACAAGGUAGCGCUGGAUGCAGACAUGGUUGCCGCUGACAACCCCAUCAUCCAGGCCCCACUGCAGGACCCCACACUCUUCUGCACGGCCUUCAAGAAAAACCGAUUCUACAUGUUCACCAGAAGAGAACCAGAAGACAUCAAGAGUGGAGCCACAGAGAGAGACAUCUUCAAUGAAAAACCCUCAAAAGAGGAGCUGGUUGCAGCCACCCAGGAUGCAUCUUACACCCGUGUUGCUGAAUCUUGUAUCCUUCACACUUCAUCAGGUGACAUACACUGCAAACUCUUCCCAAGAGAGUGUCCAAAGACUGUAGAAAACUUUUGCGUUCACAGCCGUAACAGUUACUUCAAUGGACAUAUUUUCCACAGAGUUAUUAAAGGGUUUAUGAUACAGACCGGUGACCCACUUGGGAAUGGCACAGGUGGAGAGUCAAUAUGGGGUGGAGAGUUUGAAGAUGAGUUCCAUCCCAGCCUGCGUCAUGAUCGACCCUACACUCUCAGUAUGGCAAACGCCGGGGCCAAUUCUAAUGGAUCACAGUUCUUCAUCACAGUCGUUCCUACGCCAUGGUUGGACAACAAACAUACAGUGUUUGGUCGAGUGACCAAGGGGAUGGAGGUGGUUCAGACCAUCAGCACGGUGAAGACCAACCCAAAGACAGACAAACCAUACGAUGACAUCAGGAUAGUGAGUGUUACCAUUAAGUAGUGCUGUGAUCUUCUCCCGGAGCAUAGGAGACACUCAUUUGUCAACCCUCAAUGGGGUACACGAAAGGGACGCUGGACAAAAGACACAGCAGGAUAAACAGUCAGAACAACUGGGGUACAUGCAAAAUGUGUGUGUAUGUAUGUAUAUACAUGCAGCAUUGCCCAGUGUUGCUCGGGUUUGUUUCGGCCCUUUAGAAUUGGAAUUUUUGAAAAGUAAAAAUUUUGCAUUAUGUAGCUUGUUAUUCUCU
This is a messenger RNA of Octopus sinensis (East Asian common octopus), 1738 nucleotides long. RefSeq names its product peptidylprolyl isomerase domain and WD repeat-containing protein 1-like. Bases 49 to 1491 code for a protein of 480 amino acids. The transcript has 13 exons. Gene Ontology annotation, biological process: protein peptidyl-prolyl isomerization. The record is from RefSeq and is a predicted model, not a curated record. Gene Ontology annotation, molecular function: peptidyl-prolyl cis-trans isomerase activity; protein binding. Lineage: Eukaryota; Metazoa; Mollusca; Cephalopoda; Octopoda; Octopodidae.